This is a messenger RNA of Pocillopora damicornis (cauliflower coral), 2749 nucleotides long. RefSeq lists its product as uncharacterized. Gene Ontology annotation, molecular function: protein binding; G protein-coupled receptor activity. The record is from RefSeq and is a predicted model, not a curated record. Gene Ontology annotation, biological process: cell surface receptor signaling pathway; G protein-coupled receptor signaling pathway. Gene Ontology annotation, cellular component: plasma membrane. Lineage: Eukaryota; Metazoa; Cnidaria; Anthozoa; Scleractinia; Pocilloporidae.
UUGGGUCAGGACGAGGAUGUAAAUACAUAUAUCAAUGGAAGCACCUGGUCUAUUGGUGACUGCAUCGACUGUUACUGCCACAAUGGCGUUAUCUCGUGUUCUAGAACGCUGUCAGUUAUUACAUCUAAUGACACAAACACUGAUAACUGUAGUCAACCGGAUUGUGACGUAGCGGCGUUUUUGAAAGCAACUAGAGGAAUCUGUAAAGUUUGCAUUUGGAGGAACCAAACAUAUCCGGAAGGCUACCGCUGGGCAGAGAAUGGAGUUGACUUCUUUUGCAGCUCAGAAAAGCAGAGAGUGAGGCAUGGGUGCUACUUGAAAGCUGGUCACGUGCAAUGUACAGGGGCUUUUACAGGAGUACGAAACUUAUCACUCAUAUCUGAUGAAAGAUUGUACCUCUGUAAGAGUGGAGAUGAGAUAAGAUCACUUAACGACAGAUGUGAUCAGAAAGCAGACUGCAGGGACGAGUCUGACGAGAGAGACUGCGUUCAGUAUUUCUGUCCAUUUGGCACUAAGUUCAAUAUGUACUGGGAAAGAACUGCCCUGAAUGAGAUUGUUGUAAGGAACUGUUCAGAGGUGGAUCCAGAAUUAGGAGGAUAUUCCACGAGCCGUUGUUCUUCACAAAAUGGUCGUAUGACAACGUGGAGUUUCAAAGAAAGCUGUUUUUGCGAAAAAAAAUCCCUUCGUCAAGAAUUCAGGCAUAAACUAUCCAUAAUGAAUCUAACAAACAUUUUGGAACUAACAAGAGGAUUUGUGAACAAGGCCACUAACUUUACAAACAAAGAACUGUUCUUUAAUUAUCUAAGCCUUUGGUUUAAAAGUGGAGCUCUCCUACUAAAUCCAGUCAACCAUUCCAACGAUAUGGUGGCGCUCAAUUUCUCACAGGCCAUGUUCCAAACAACUCAGACCGAAAACGUUUUCAAGCCUCAGUCAGACUCCUUUUGUCCCAAAAAAGUGACGUACUGGCAGCGCUGGUCAUUAAUGCAAGAUAUCAAGGAAUUUAAUUGCGGGGCCUCAAAUCUGACGCAUACCUUCCGGUUUUGUUUCACUCCGAUACCGAUGGAAUAUGUAUUUCCUCUUCCAUUUAUCGGAGGCAACUUAAGCCCAGAAUCUCCUCCUAUAACUAUCCAUUGGCUGCGAUCGGUCCUAAAACUGAGGAUUGAUCCAAAUCAGCUGUCCUUAGGAAGUGAUACUGUCAGCUCCCUUUCACUUCCUCCGGGAAACAUCACUAGCGAGAUGAAUUUCAGUCGCGUACUUGUUCCUCUUCAACGUUUCAACUGUGCUUGGAUUGAAUAUGACGUGAAUGGAACGUUAAAAAUCACAGCCAGGGAAGUUAGAGAUGAGGAAAAAGAGAGGAAAGCUAUGGCUAAAAUUCACCUGGAUCUUAUUCUCAGCGGCAUUUCUACAGUGGUUGUCGUAAUUUGCUUAAUACUGCUUUCCUGCCUAAGGAUAAGAAACUCCGAGAGAAUAUUUGUUCAUAAAAACCUUUUAAUAUCCAUAUGCCUGGUUUACAUCGUGAUGAUUUUAGACUCGUGGAUUUUUACAAACAGGAAGCAGACACCGAAAUUAUGUUCAGCUAUAGCUGUCCUCCAACAUAUAACACACACCGCUAUUUUCACGUGGAUGUUGGUUGAAGGAAUUCAUCUUUACAUCAAGCUGGUGAAAGUGUUUUCAGUCCACAAGCUCUAUAUCACAUACGUUGUCAUCGGGUGGGGUUUACCAGUUGUUAUUGUGGGUCUAAUAGCAGCCAUCAGACCUGUGACAUAUGAUAUGAGUAAGACAUACUACAAGGACGUCCUGUGUGGAUCACUGAAACUUUCAGCGGAGAUUAUACGUGACAGGUGCUGGCUUAAUGACGGUGAAUGGCUGCAUAAAGGACCAAUCUUGGCAAUUCUCGUGUUCAAUCUGGUGAUAUUUGUAAUUCUGCUGAGAGUUAUCUUCACCAAGAUAUCGGACAAAUAUCAGACUGAUAAUGUAGAGAAGACCAGAAAAGGAUUGAGGAGCAUCGCAGCUCUACUGCCCCUGUUGGGUGUCACGUGGCUGCUGGGGUUCUUUAUCCACUGGAGUGAAGUCCUUGCGUAUUUGUUCAUCAUACUCAACUCGACUCAGGGUUUGGUGUUUUGCAUCUUCCAUGGCUUCUUGGAUGACCAGGUGAGAGAGAGUUUGCUCAGAUUCAUUAGAAGGACACGAUUAGGAAUUUUGACCCAAAUUUGCAGAUCUAUUGUAUCAACAACUACUCAGUUGUCACCUGCAGGUUCGAUAAAUGACCAAGCGAACACGGGUCAACGCCCAGGGAUUGCUGAAAUGAAGCAUUUAGAUACUAAACUUUAAUGGUGUCUCUUGAUGGAAAAAAAAAAGCUCCUUCUAACUUUGUAACAGCUAAUUCAGUUUUUUAACCUAUUUGACGCCUUGAUAUGAAGCUAAUGGCUGCAGUGAACAAAGACAAUUUUUUUCCGUACUAGUGCUGUUUAAGGAGGUCAGUUGUGUAGAAAGAACGUACCUCAGGCAAGCAUACUAUAUAUUUAGUCAGUGAUACUUAAGGAAUGUUUAAAAAAUGCAAAGUGGGACAUGAACAAUUCCAUAAGGAAAUAAAAGAAACUUAUUAUUAAAAGCUUAUUGAUGUAGGAAAAUGAACAAGAAUUAUUGUUAUUAUUUAGAAUCUUAGUCACUAACAGAGUCCAUCCACUGUACAUACAGUGUUAAAUAUUCCGUUCAACUGCUUUCAUUAAAGAUAAAGUUUUGCCUCCAA